Messenger RNA from Centropristis striata (black sea bass), 6258 nucleotides. It is a transcript of the gene runx1t1, whose product is annotated as RUNX1 partner transcriptional co-repressor 1. Gene Ontology annotation, molecular function: transcription corepressor activity. Gene Ontology annotation, cellular component: nucleus. Bases 445 to 2256 code for a protein of 603 amino acids. The record is from RefSeq and is a predicted model, not a curated record. NCBI's taxonomy places the organism in Eukaryota, Metazoa, Chordata, Actinopteri, Perciformes, Serranidae. The transcript has 11 exons. Gene Ontology annotation, biological process: DNA-templated transcription; negative regulation of DNA-templated transcription.
UGCAUGAUUUUUUUUUUCUCAUAGCCCAAAUCCGAUUUCUAAAAGCCAGACCGACUCGACGUAUAAAGGAUUUUGAAGGAAAGGUGCGAAAGACGGAUAGAAAACCAGACGGGUGUCCUGCGCACUAACUGCAUCCUCCCUCUCCAUCUCUGUCUCAUCUCUCCUCCUUCUCUGCCUCUGCGCUUUUACAAGACUCCCGGCUUCCCAUCCUCAAUCUCCCCACUGACUGAUCACUUUAUUGCAAAGCGGUGAGCGGCCCCUUCUUCUUCUUUUGUCGGAGUUUGAACCACAUUUCUGAGGUGCUGGAAGUAUACCGCCAGAGCCCCUGAGAGCUGGCCGGACUCUGUAGCUUUCGUCUUCCCGAUACGAGCGGAUCAUCGAGGGGACCUUGCGCGGAGUCAAAGGGACUGGAAAUUAUUUAGCCCUCUCACAUCAACGUACCGCAUGGUGGGAAUUUCUGCCUCUUUUCAGUAUCGCACUGGGAAGCGCUCCACCAUGCCCGACUCACCUGCGGACGUCAAGACACAGUCCAGGUUGACCCCCCCUACCAUGCCACCCCCACCCAGCACACAAGGAGCACCUCGUAACAGCUCCUACACCCCCACCACAUUAACCAAUGGCAGCAGCCACUCUCCUACAGCGCUCAACGGUGCUCCGUCUCCUCCAAACGGCUACAGCAACGGUCCCAGCUCCUCCUCCUCCUCCUCGCUGGCCAACCAGCAGCUGCCGCCGGCCUGCGGUGCCCGGCAGCUCAGUAAGCUCAAGCGCUUCCUCACAACUCUACAGCAGUUUGGAAACGACAUCUCACCUGAGAUCGGCGAGCGGGUCCGCACAUUAGUGCUGGGACUAGUGAAUUCCACGUUAACCAUCGAAGAAUUUCACUCCAAGCUCCAAGAAGCCACCAACUUCCCUCUGCGACCUUUUGUCAUCCCCUUCCUGAAGGCCAACCUGCCACUGCUUCAGAGGGAGCUGCUGCACUGUGCCAGGCUGGCCAAGCAGAACCCAGCUCAGUACCUGGCCCAGCAUGAGCAGCUGCUCCUGGACACCAGCACCACCUCCCCAGUGGACUCCUCUGAACUCCUGCUGGACGUUAACGAGAACGGCAAGAGAAGGACGCCAGACAGAACCAAAGAGAACGGCUUCGAGCGAGAUGGUGCCCUGCACCCGGAUGUUCACCCUAGCAAGCGGCCCUGCACCAUAAGCCCCGCCCAGCGCUUCAGCCCAUCCAACGGGCUCUCCUACCAACCCAACGGCCUGCCCCACCCCGGCCCGAUCCCUCCGCAGCACUACAGGCUGGAUGACAUGGCUAUCGCCCAUCACUACCGUGACACCUACAGACACCCUGCCUCCAAUCAUCGGGAGAUCCGGGAGAGACCCAGGCCUAUUGGUCUGCAUACAGGGACCAGGCAGGAGGAAGUGAUCGACCACAGGCUGACAGACAGAGAGUGGGCAGAGGAGUGGAAGCACCUUGACCAUCUGCUGAAUUGUAUCAUGGACAUGGUGGAGAAGACGAGGCGUUCACUGACAGUACUGCGGCGAUGCCAGGAGGCAGACCGCGAGGAGCUCAACUACUGGAUCCGACGAUACAGCGACGCCGAAGAGUUGAAGAAAGGUGCCGCUAGUGGGCAGUCAAGGCAGCAGAGCCCGGCAGCACAGGAAAAUGCAACACCAGAAAUUCACAGGGAGCUGCUGCACCGGCCCGUCUCUGGCUACGUCCCUGAAGAGAUCUGGAAGAAAGCUGAAGAGGCUGUGAAUGAGGUGAAGCGACAGGCCGUGUCAGAGCUGCAGAAGGCCGUGUCAGAGGCUGAGCGUAAGGCUCACGAGAUGAUCAGCAGCGAGCGAGCCAAGAUGGAGCGUACGGUUGCCGAGGCCAAGCGGCAGGCGGCCGAGGACGCACUCUCCAUAAUUAACCAACAGGAGGACUCCAGUGAGAGCUGCUGGAACUGUGGCCGCAAAGCCAGUGAGACGUGCAGCGGCUGCAACACGGCGCGCUACUGCGGCUCCUUCUGCCAGCAUAAGGACUGGGAGAAGCACCACCAUGUCUGCGGCCAGACCCUCCAGGCCCAGCAGCAGCAGCAGGCCAGCCAGCAGCAGGGCGGCGUUCCAGGGUCAGAAACCCCUGCUCCCAUCAGCUCCUCUGCCUGCACCCCGAGCAGCGGAACUGGGAGUCCGGCUGCAACCCCGCCUGCUGCUACCCCACGCUCCUCCACCCCCAGCACCCCGUCCUCCUCUGCCCUGGAUGGCACACCGCGCUAAGACACUCCCACAGAGGAUGGAGGCAAAGGCCCCCGGGGCUUAAACACCCAGCCCUCAACCCCAUAAACAGCAUGACUGUCUACAUUGCCUUGCAAAGAUACUAAGCUAACGUGGCUAACAGGAAGAGACGGCAAUGCUUCUGUCUAUCUUGCAGCGUAGUCAUAGAAGGAGGAGCAGGAGGUCCAUAAUCAGGUCAUAUUGACUUGCCAUGACUUUAAAGAAACACAAAGAUAUUCUUUGUUUUGAAUGAAUGAAUUUAAAUAUUGACAUCCUUUUAUCGUUACACUUGCUAUUCUUGUUGUCCGUUUGUUGUCGUGCCUGUUGUUGUUAAUGUUGUUGUCAUUGUAGCUUAUCUUAUUUUUCCCUGUAAAUAUUAAGAGACUGGGCAGAGAUAGCCGUGAACUCGAGAAAAGUAUAUCUGACCUCCCCUUUUUUUUAAAUGUUUUUAUUUUCCAUCCUUGAAUUAAUGCUUAUUUGCUUCCUGUAUCUGGGACAUGAGACUAGUCAACCUCAUUUUACCAAACAGCAUACCAAGGGAACACAACUAGCUAGCAGAUCGAGUGACGUCAUCGAUACUCUUUGUAGAGAAAGAUAUUAAAUAGCCUGUACGACAAACCGACGGAUGGAUGGAUAAACACAUUUGCUGCCUGGAGAGUGGAGAGGGUUGGACUGAAUCUCUGGCCCACAGACAGCCAUGAAAUGGGCAGAUGUGCAGCAGAUUGCAAGCAGAGCCAGCUGUUCAACCAAUGUUAUUUCCCUCUCACUUGUAAUAAUAUCCAGGUCAGUGGGCUGGGAAAUACAAAUCCGUCUCCCUGAAGGAUGUAAAAGGAAGAAUUCUCGGACAAGAUAAAAAAAACUUUGCCCACUGCACAUGUGGAGGAUGUACUGAGAACUUUAUAUAAGUGAAGUCACCGUCCCACCGGCGAGACUGUCAAAUUGCCACGACAACGGCCGCCGGGCCGCUCAGAGCUGGAAACCUACAAUGUGGAGAACUCAGUAGGAAGCUAAUUCCGCGCCCCAGACGCUCCCCUCCUGUCUCAACUCUGAAAACAUUCUCAUCUUUCUUCAUGUUCUUUUUUCUGUAGAUGUCAUGGUGUUAAAGACUUCUGUCCUGUGGUGUCACCAAUGGUUAUUUAUUGUAUAUGUGUUGGACAAUUGUGACAAUGCAUAGUACUCCAACCAGUCACAACUCUUAAGUCCUUCAUAACUCUCUCUCUCUUUCUCUCUCUCUUUCUCACACAAAAGAGAUAAAAAAAGAAGUGUUAUCUUUUUUCCAAGCUGCUUUUCUAUUCUGUGUGUAAGUGGUAGAUCCCUUGUAGUUCUAUGAGUUUUACUUCCCUUCGUCCUCAAGAAAAGACACAAGCUAUAUCUCAGAGCUGCUACUCGAGUCCGACCCAGAUCUUUUCUGAGAACUAGCAUGUUGCGCGGAAUGCUAACCUAAAUGUUUUGUACAAGGGACAUACAUAAAUGUAUUUGCACUGUCACAGAGGUUAUUUCGGCAUGCUUCUUUUCAGCAUACUUGUGUUGUCGGUAUAGAGCCAUAAUUCAUCAACCAUUUUGUAUGUAGUGAUAGCAUCAUCUGUUUUCACAUUGUUUGGGAUGGGGGGGGAGGGGAGGGGGGGUUGGAAAAAUGUAAAAUCACUUUGUUUUUUCUUCUCGACAUGAUAACAAAAGCGGCCAUAUCUUUUUUCUUUUUUUUUAAUAGUUACAGACAGUGCAUGCACAUUACUGAACGUUUGUUAAAUAUUUGUUAUUUUUUAGAAAAACUGAAAAACAACCAAAAAAAGUAAAAAAAGUUACAAAAAAUAUUCUAACAAACUAACUUUCCAAAUGCAGAGGUGUAGACUCCGAUUGACAGCUUUAACACUGCAAAGCACCAGGUAACACACAGUAUUAACACAAGAGAUAAAACAAAAAAAAACACCAAAAACAGCCAAAGACUGACACCAAGGACCAAAAUCCUGAUUUAAACGAUUUUCAAAAGAGGUUUGUUCACACAUAUAUUUGGUUAUUUAUUUCUGCUUCACAUAUUCAUGGAACAAAACCAUCAUAAGAGUCAUUUAUUUUAAAUAUUUCUGGAAACCCACGGCACUCAUCUUACAUUGUGAAAUGAGAAGGUGUGAAGUAAACAUAAUGAACAUAAUUUUCACAGCAGUGUUACAUUUCAACUGGAGCAAUAAUAACUAAUGAACACUGAUGACUUCUGUGACCAUUUUUGAAGAAAAACUUUGAGAUAUUUUUGGAUCUUGUAUAUACAUUUUCUCAUUACACAAGCGUCAGAUUAAGUGCCCAUUUCAGCUUUAAGCAGUUAAGUUCUUUAAAGAGGUGAAUGUGAGACUGGGCUUUCACACCAAUGCAUUUGCUGUUGUUUUCUAUUUAUUAAUAUCAAAGUAUGUCUUUUUUUUCUUCUUUUUUUUUUGUUGUUGGGAUAAAUCAUCAGUUUCAGCUUUGUUGUAAACCUUCAAUGUAAAAAUCAAACAAACCUCUCAUUCGCAGUAAGAGAGUUCUUAUCCUGACGCACACAAAGGCUCUUCACCCCAAACACCUUGGUGCUACACAGAAGCGCGUUACAAAUUCUGACCUCAAGGAACAAGUGGAGGCCCACAAAGGUUCUGGGCUGUUUGCUCCCUCUGUACUUCCUCAUCUCUCCCUUCUUGUCGAAACAAAAUACACACCUGCAUUCUUGACUCUAAAGGGUUAAACAAUCCAAAAAGGUGUCUGACACCCUACUAGCGACUCCUCAGAAGCUGUGAAGAAGCAGCCAAGCUGUUUUAACACUAGUGUAUUUGAAAGUAUACAACAAUGUGUGUUCAUUACUAUCAGGGCAAAACCUGGGUUUAAAAAAAAAGGGGAAAAAACGAAGACAAACAUUAUCACUCAAUGAUUCUUUGAGAAGCUCUAUUUUUUCUUUCUUCCCUCCUCUAUGUGUGUUUUGCUACAAAUUCCUCGGUGGCAAACAAGUCUCACUCUACCUCUUACAGCACGAUAAGAGCAUCAGUCGCGGCGCUGAUACUGGUCUAGUCUAAACCAAAUGGGCACAAGAGAACAGGAAAAUAAAAAACCCAAAGUCGAAGCUCAUACAGCUGCAAAACCAUAUCACUACUUGGUAACAAUGCAGACCUCAUAAAUGAAACAUAAAUGAAUAGAAAUGAGAAAAAAAAGUGAAAAAAAAAAAACUUUUGUUAUGUUCCUUUAUGCCUGUGGCGUUUUUAGAGUACAUCAAGAGUUUGAAUUGUUUGAACAGAUUUAAAAAAAAAUUGUGCUAAUUUUAAAGAAAAGUGUUGUCGAUUCUUGAUGACACAAGCUGGGGUCACAGAAAUGUUGUUUCUCUCUCGCUCUUUUUUCUCUCCUGUUUCCCCUUCACCUUUUUCUCCUCUUCUCUUCUCUGUUGUGAAGACAUGCUAAAGCGCUUGUCGACUUGUCAGCGGGGGUAAACUCAAAAGAGGGGAUAUACAAAAGGCAAAAGCUUGUAAAAAACUAAAAUAAAAAUAAGGCUAUGAAUUUAGGCAUGCCUGUUUUUCACAAUAGGUAUGGAAAUGUUAUUUAAAUUUCCUACCUAUCAAGAAACAUUGGGGAAAUGUGUGGGGCCAACAGUGAACAGCGAAGGCCGUAGCAUUAAUCUGGGGGGUGAGUUGAACUUCAGGGGUGGGAGGGCUUCUUUUUUUUUUUUUCUUGCGUUCUCUUGAGAAAAUUUAUUGUGAAAAAAAAGAGCUCAAAUGAUUUGAAGUUGUUGUGCAAUACUUAAUUGAGACAUGAAAACCACAGGUUAGUGGUAGGCUGACACUGGGCGGUCUCUCCAUCGCCUAGAGUCAGUGUCCUCUAGAGAGCUUUCCAGUCUACUAUGUCAGAACUGUGGUUUCUUGUUGAUUUUUUUUCUUUUUUUUUUCUUUUUUUUAAAUUCUUUUUGGGCUGUAAACUAUGGUCUGUCAGUCUGUGAAACUUUGCAGUAUAAUUCUGGUAUUGUUGUUCUCUUAACGGUGUAAUAAAUAUGUUAAUACCUGC